This is a messenger RNA of Lacerta agilis (Sand lizard), 1135 nucleotides long. RefSeq names its product actin related protein 2/3 complex subunit 5 like (gene ARPC5L). The transcript is spliced from 4 exons. Bases 89 to 565 code for a protein of 158 amino acids. Gene Ontology annotation, cellular component: actin cytoskeleton; cytoplasm; Arp2/3 protein complex. Gene Ontology annotation, biological process: Arp2/3 complex-mediated actin nucleation; cell migration; regulation of actin filament polymerization. NCBI's taxonomy places the organism in Eukaryota, Metazoa, Chordata, Lepidosauria, Squamata, Lacertidae. Gene Ontology annotation, molecular function: actin filament binding. The record is from RefSeq and is a predicted model, not a curated record.
UGAGGAGGGAAGUGUAGCAUCGGCGGCGGCGUGCGUGGCUGUGGCGGCGGCGCCUCGGGAGAGUGCCCGGCUGCCGUCCGGCUCAGCUAUGGCGCGGAGCUCGCUCUCCUCGCGCUUCCGCCGCCUCGACAUCGAUCAGUUCGACGAGAACCGCUUCGUGGAAGAGCCCGACGGCGCCGAUGCAGGGAGCGGGGCCGGCGCGGCGGAGGCGGAGGGAGGAGCCGGCCCGGAGGUGGAGGCGGCGCUGCGGCAAGGUGAUAUGCUCAGAGCUUUCCAUGCGGCUUUACAGAAUUCUCCUGUCAACACAAAGAACCAUGCAGCAAAGGAGCGGGCCCAGGAAGUGGUGCUGAAGGUUCUGACCUCCUUUAGAGGCAGCGAGAUUGAGCAGGCUGUGAACUCCUUAGACAGCAACGGUAUUGACUUGUUAAUGAAGUACAUUUAUAAAGGAUUUGAAAAGCCAACAGAAAAUAGCAGUGCAAUACUACUACAGUGGCAUGAAAAGGCAUUAGCAGUAGGUGGCCUAGGCUCCAUAGUCAGAGUCCUGACUGCACGAAAAACUGUUUAAAAGACUUUAUGUUCUCUGGAAUUGAGACACCAAGAACUCUGUUGGAGUCAGGAAGAAGUACUGGCUACACCGACACUUUGGUCCACUCUUCUAGGAACCACAAUCUACUGUGUGUGUAUGUGGCAGGCGGGGUGUCCCUCCUUCCUCUCUUGGAACAGUGUCCUUUUAAACAGAGGUGGUGGUGGUGGUGGGGCAAUUUUAUGUAUUCUUGUUUUCUGACUAUCAAGGCAGGAGCUGGGAGGGGAGUCUGUGUUGUGAAGGGAAGUGGGGGCAGCUCAUUUGGGUGCAAGCACCUGCUUCCAGAACAACUACUGCUCUAGCCAAGUGUGUGUGGGUGAGUGAGACAUUAAUUUAAAUUUUAACAAUUAUUUGGGAUUUUGGGAUGGGGCGGGGUGGGGAGCUGUGAUGUCAGAUGCAAAAUGAGAAGACCUUGUUUUGGGGGUUGGAAAAGGGUUUUAUUAUGCAAGAGAGCUUUUUGUACAUAGUUGAGACUAGGUGGGCUAAGUAUGAAGUUGGUUUCAUGUAAAGUGCCUGCUGCUCUUUCAAAAUAAAGUUCUUGGAUGGUUAGAA